UUUUGAAAAUAUCGGAGCUACGGGGGAGGUUUUUGAAAUUUUCACUAAGUGGCGGAAAGCCCCCCAAAUAUACUAGGACCUAUGACUCCGAGGACAAGCAAGGCACAUUUAUCCCCAAACGAUGAACAAUUAUAGCAGAAGAAGUGACGAAGAGGAAAAGGGUUUACUCUGGAAGCUUCCAGAAGUGAGGUUUAAAGACCUUGGAAAGGUCGGCCCCGCUUUCGGCCUUGGCGCCGGCUGCGGUGUUGGCUUCGGCGUCGGCCUCAUCGGAGGAGUUGGGCUGGGUCCUGGGAUUCCUGGUUUACAAAUGGGUUUUGGGUUCGGUGCUGGAUGUGGAAUUGGUUAUGGAUUUGGGUAUGGGGUGGGUAGAGGCGUAGCUCAUGAUGAGAAUCGGAGAUACUCUAAUGUCGGCACGUUCUUCCAUGGUCCAGGAAAUCUUCCAACCCAAGAGAUAUUGCUCCUUCAAGCGAAAGACAGAUUAUUGAGACCAUUAUUCUCAUUUGCUGGUUUAUUGAACUCCUCUUGUUGUUCCUGUUGAAUCCUGGAGUAUAUCACGAUAUGGUGCAAAUAUACACGAGGACAGUGUUUUGAUAUGCCCCAGUUCUGCAUUUUGUUUAGCAGCUGUUCCAUAUUUCCUUAAUAUCAUCAACAUAAAGACUACACUAUGCAUAACAAGCAUAACACUCCACUAGCACUAGGGGGAUUUUCUCUAUAUGUUCAAUAUUGCACUUUAUUCUGCCUUGGUAUCUUUUUUGUAAGAAAUAAAAGAAGUUCCCUGUUCAUAGACAGACAUAAUAAUGUAUUCGAGUUACAUUGUGUGACAACUGACGAGAACAAGAUUAAUAAAGAAUUAUUCGCUAAAACUUGAACAUGAAUUCAAUAAUGGACUUGUUAACGAUUUUGCAUUAUUAAUGAAUGUAUGAAUUUUCAAUAAUAUUAAUAACGUUAUUUUCAUACAGUUAAUUUGUUCCCAAAAUUUGUAGGCAGCUUAUAUCAGGCAGUAGUUGCUUGCAUAAUCUCUCUCUCUCUCUCUCUCUCUCUCUCUCUCUCUCCAUUGACGUUUGUCUUUGCAGUUUUGCUUUUAUAGUUCGUAAGGAUCCAUUGCAUGGAUUGGAGAUGUUCUAUUAGAGUUAUGUCAAUGUUUGGCAUUUAUGUUUCAGCUUGUAAGCAAGUUAGUUGACAGGCAAAAAUUUGAAAGAAUAGAUAUGUUGUGGAACCAGCAUAAUUAUUCCGACGCUUCCCUUGACUUUAAAACACAAAUGUUAGAAGCAUAGGCAUGAAAAUUGUUGAUAUAGUGCAGUUUGAAUUCUGGACACUACUACUACUCGAUGCUUUUCUUUUGGUUCAAGGCAACAUAAAAUUAUAGUAUAAAUGUUUCAUUUUAGAUUCCACAAAGUUAUUGAUGAUGGCAACACUUCAAAUUAAUUAAUGUCUUUGUAUUUCUUUUGCUUGUCAUUGUCAGGGAUGAGAUUGGUGGUCUUAUUGAUGAACUAGUCAUCAACACCAAGAAGCUAGUCAGAGCAACUUCAAGAGAAAUUGAGAAGUGGAGAAAAUGAAAUGAGUUUCUUGCUGCACAAAUUGCAUUAAUUAGGGACUCUUGAUGUGUGCUUCAUAUCUGGUCGCUAAUGUUUAGAUUUAUUCCAGUGAAAUUUAUGAGAAGCAAUACUUGAUGUGCAUAAUAACAAUGGCUACAAUGAAACUCUCUUUCUGCA
Hevea brasiliensis (rubber tree) is the source of this 1712-nucleotide messenger RNA. RefSeq lists its product as uncharacterized. The record is from RefSeq and is a predicted model, not a curated record. The transcript is spliced from 3 exons. NCBI's taxonomy places the organism in Eukaryota, Viridiplantae, Streptophyta, Magnoliopsida, Malpighiales, Euphorbiaceae. Bases 122 to 538 code for a protein of 138 amino acids.